Molecule: messenger RNA, 390 nt
Organism: Cinclus cinclus
Lineage: Eukaryota; Metazoa; Chordata; Aves; Passeriformes; Cinclidae
Gene: NINJ2
Product: ninjurin 2
Exons: 2
Coding region: 28-390 (120 amino acids)
Biological process (GO): tissue regeneration; cell adhesion
Cellular component (GO): membrane
Source: RefSeq, a predicted model, not a curated record
AAUCCUCGCCUCCGGAUCAACGGGCCGAUGAACAUCAACCACUAUGCCACCAAGAAGAGUGUGGCAGAGAGCAUGCUGGACGUGGCUCUGUUCAUGGCCAAUGUCACCCAGCUCAAAGCUGUGCUGGAGCAGGGGACGUCCUUCCAGUACUAUGCCACCCUCAUCGUCCUCAUCAGCAUCUCCCUCUUCUUCCAGGUGAUGAUUGGGAUUCUCCUUAUCAUCACUGCUCGUUUGAACCUGAAUGACAUUGCAAAGCAACCCCGCCUGAAUAUACUGAACAACACUGCCACAGCUCUCAUCUUCAUCACAGUCAUCCUCAACAUCUUCAUCACAGCUUUCGGGGUGCAGAAGACUGGCCUCUACCCUACCAGGAAUUUUGGACCUUAUUAA